Molecule: messenger RNA, 2160 nt
Organism: Parastagonospora nodorum SN15
Lineage: Eukaryota; Fungi; Ascomycota; Dothideomycetes; Pleosporales; Phaeosphaeriaceae
Exons: 2
Coding region: 1-2160 (719 amino acids)
Biological process (GO): RNA polymerase III preinitiation complex assembly
Cellular component (GO): transcription factor TFIIIB complex
Molecular function (GO): TFIIIC-class transcription factor complex binding
Source: RefSeq, a predicted model, not a curated record
AUGUCUGUCGAGGAAGGCUCGGGGCAGCCACCUACUGCGGGCGCCGACAAAGCGCAGCCCGCCAAACCAGCAGCCGCCGCCUUUACCAGCUCCUUCAUCAACAAGAACACGACUGGCAAGAAGUUCGCGCCCAAGGCUGCCCGACGAAGGCCCGGCGCAGCACCUCCAGCUCCCGCUCCAGCACCCAAGUCCAAUGCGCCAGAGAUAGAGCCAGCGCCGCCAACUGUCGACGCGCAAACCACAGCAACUGUGCCCGAGUCGUCCAACGCACCCAGUGAAACCGCAGCCCCAGCACAAUUGCCCACUCCUGCCGCGACUCAAGAGCCCAUCACAGAACAUGUUCCUCAAGCAACACCGCAAGCUCCCGAAGCUGCGACCGCCCCGACCCCCACGCCAGCACCCUCGAACCAAGACCCCCCAGCGACAGACGAGCCAUUCACAGCAACCUCCCCCGCGCUGCAACCCGCCGAGGUAAAUCAAAAUGAAGCAGACACAGGCAGGGCAGUCAAGAGACGCCGCAUGGAACCUCCUGCGCGCCAGAGACUUGUCGUAGAAUCUUCGCAGCCAGCACAGUCAGAAGUGGAGGGAGAAGCCACGGAGUGUGCCACACAACCAGCAGACACAGAUGCACCACAGCCAGCUUUGGAAGAAGCUGCUGCCUCUCGGCCCCGCAAGCGGAGAGUCUUGCCAUGGGUAGCUGUUAAUCGGCCACAACAAGUCCAAGAGGAGGACGAGCCCGUACCCGCUCCCGCUACCGUCCCCGCUAAGAGAACACGCAAACCGCCGAAGCCCAGAGGCACGGAAAACACCGCAGCGACCGCAGAAGAACAAGAGGCUGGGAAGGGGGAGAGCGUCGAGGACGCCGAGGCUCUACCAGUGCAACAGCGUCCCAGCGCCACAGGUCGAAGCAAGCGCAGGGCAAACGCGGCUGGCGAAGAUGACGGCUCCCAAGCACCCACUCAAGGGGCAAGAGCACGCAGACCCCGGAAAGUUAAGAGCAGUGCGACAGUGCACGACACAGACGAGGAAGAGGCGGCCGGGGAUGCAGCAGAAGGCCAUGCAAGAGGAGAUGGGGAGCCCGUAGCACGUCGGCCGCCAAAGCCCCGUCAGCCCAAGCGGAAGCGAAAGGCAGUCACAGAGGGCGGCACUGAGGGAGAGCAAGAUGCAGCACAGCCCAAGCGAAAGGGCCGCCCACCUCGAGAGUCCACCCCAUCAGACGCCGAGGAACAAGAAAUCGACCCCGAAAAUACCUUCAUGGACACUCUAGCGUCCCGCAAUAUUCGCGUUGGCAAGUUGUCUGCUCGCGAGAAGGCAAUGCGCGCGAUCAAUUGGGAAGAUAUCAAGCAACGCCGAAGAGAGGAAGACACCCGGAAGGUCACUUCGAGAGCGGAAUUGGAGGCUGCGGAAAAGCUCCAAAUCGAAGAAGCUCCUGCAAUCGAGGGUCCUCGCUAUAUCACGAUCGAUGGACAGAUCCAGGUCCUCCAAUCAUCCACAACGCUAAACAGAGAAGCUGACGCGGAUCGCGAAAUCGAGAACUACGAAGUCGUGGAAGAGCGGAGUCUUACCACCCGCAUCACAUCGCGUAGUUUUUUGAAGAACAACAAACGCUUCCCAAACGACUUCAUACUGCCUGGUCAAGGCAAGCGCUGGUCGGCCGCCGAUACAGAACUUUUCUACGAGGGCUUGCAACAUUUUGGCACGGACUUUCAGAUGAUUUCGCACAUGUUCCCUGGCUCUACGCGGCGCUCCAUCAAGCUCAAAUUCACUCGAGAAGAGCGCGAUGACCCUGGGCGUGUGCGCGAAAUACUUCUGAGUCGCAGCACUAUAAAUACCAACUGGGAUGGCUUCAUUCAGGCUUCGCAAAUGGACGAAGAGAGAUUUGCCGAUGCAGACGAGAUCAAGCGUCAGCUGGCUGAAGAAGAAGCUGAAUUCCGAGCAAGAAUCGAUGCUGCAAAGGCGGAGACGUUGGAGCGUAAGAGGCAGCAGAAGGAGGCCGGGCUUCUGGAUGACGAGGACGAAAAUGGCGAUCCAACUAACAAGGAGAACGGCAAAGGCAAGAAGAAGAGGAAAGGCAAAGAGAAGCAGGUUACCUUCCAAGAAGAAGCGGGCGUGGAGAUACUGGGCAACGCCGAUGAUGAUGCGACUUGGGGCCAAGAGUAG